ACCGUUAUACAGUGAUCAUGUCCACAAAAGUUUUUGUUCGUAUUCGUCUUUGUCGUCAGCGAUUCCAAUUCCACAAAACAAAAUAAUCUUCAGUACUGUCAGAGUGAGAGCGAAGCGGAGCGGAGUGUCAUCAAGUUAAAGAUACAAAACGAGAAAAGAAAGAAGACAACAACAACAAAACAAAAAAAACUACCCAAGAGGGUUAAUUAAUAUCUGGUUCAAUUCAAGUCCCACACUGCGCGCCAUACACAUAGAUACACUUCACUUACUUAGACUUACAGAAGAAGAAGAGUAUCUUCCUCAGAUAGAUAGAUAAAUAGACAGACAAGACGACAAGCAGCGGCUCUUCUUCUGCUGCUUCGGAUCAAUCAGAAUUUUUUGACGUGCCACACUCUUCGUUUGUUUGUUCGUUCGUUCGUUCGUUCGUUUGUUCGUAUACAAUUUUGGUUUUCGUUCAUAUCAUUGUGUGUUUUUGUGUCGUCAAUGUGUGUAAAAGAUACUUUUUUGUGGAGUAUCUACAACAGCAACUGUGCUCUGUGCUGCUGGCUGCUGUAUGUCAUUCUGUCUGUAGACAUACGCGGUACGUUCGUUAGUUGAAUUCAUUCAUUCAUUCAGUAUUUUCGGAUUCUGUCAAACGAGACGUUGUAUGUUGUGUUCGUCGUCACAAAAAGAAAACAAAAUUAAAGAAAGAAAAAUAGGUAUUCGUUUGUGCAUCACCUUAUAAUUAUAAUUGGCCGCCGCCGCUAAGUGGAAAAGAUAUUUUUCUUGUUUUUCUUUUUUAAACAAAUUAUUUAAAGAGGCGUUGACAAGAUUUUCUCACGGUUUAAAGUUUUUUUUUUAGAAAAUUUAAAAAUGUUUUCCUUCAUUUCUAAAUGCUAAUUGGAAUUUUGAAAAUAAAACAAAAGAAUAAUUUGCCUCCCAAAUUCAUAUCUAGUCAAAAAGUUAAUGAAAUAUUUUUAUUUUUCAUAACAAUCAUAAAAAAAAAUUAAAAAAAAAACCUAAAAAAAACAACAAAAAACAAACUUAAAACAUUUAAUAUUAUUAAAUUAUUAUAUACGAAAUCAAGACUGAUUAAAAACAAAAAUAAAAUACAACUUAAACAAAAAAAGCCAAUAUCUUCUUAACCAAUGUAUACGUAAAUUUUAAAUAAAUUUUAUUUUCUUCUUUGAUAAAAUAAAACAAAAAAACUAAAAAAAUAAUAUUUUGAAACUCCAAGUUAAAUAUUAAAAAAACAAAAUUAAUAAAAAAAAAACGAAGUAUACGAUCUUAAAUGCAAUAAUUCAACAAAACACAAACAAAAACAAAUUGUUUAUAUUUUUUUCUCUUUGAAGAACUUAAAUAUAUUAAAUUAUCUACCUAAAUAUAAAUAAAAAGAAAAUAAUUAAGUGUUAUUAAAUAAUUUUAAUAAAAAAUAAAUAAUGUGAAUUAGUGUUAAUUAAACAACAUCAACAAAAAUAUUCCUAAAUAUUUAAUAAAUAAAUUGCAAUUAAUAGUGAUAUAAGAAACAACAACAAAAAAGUGAUUUAAAUAAAAAAAAAUUCAAAAUUGUGGUGAACUCAUAUUAAGUUAGAAAACUAACUCAAAUUAAUUAAAAAAUACAAAUAAACAAAAACCAAAAUAAAUUCAGAAUUCAACAAAAUGUUACACGAAGCAUUGAUGUUAGAAAUCUACAGACAAGCAUUAAAUGCUGGUGCUCUUCCAAAUCCACGUCCACGAUCAACUGAAUCGGCAAAUUCCAGUGAACGUUGUCCAUCGCACGAUUCAACAUCAUCAGCCGAAAAUGGCAGCGCCAGUGGCAAUGCCUCCAAUAUGCAUCCAAUUUCACCCAAUUCAGCAUUUCCAUCAAUGAUUCCACCUUCGCCAAAUAAUAGUAAUUCAUCCCACCACCACCAACAGCAGCAGCACCUUCACCAUCAUCAUCAGCAGCAGCAACAGCAACAGCAUCACCAUCAUCAGCAACAACAACCACCACCGUCCAUGGAAGCUUACCUGCAUAUGGUUGCUGCUGCAGCUCAACAAUACGCCCAGUUUCCACUCGGAGGAGGACGAAUGCCAAUGCCAAUUCCACCAGCAGCCACAGCUGAUCCACACUUUAAGUUGCCACCUCAAGCUUCGCCAACUGCAUCGAGCAUCAAAUCAGAGGCUUUGGAUUUUCGAACAAAUUUCAAGCGUUCGUCUUCGGAAGAUGAUGAGGACGAAAUAGAGGACGCUGAAGAAAUGGAAGAUAUCCAGGAAGACGGAAAUCCACUUGAUUUGUCCACAAGUUCUCGCAAGCGUAGCGCCGAUGAAGAUGACUCACCCGGAGGUGGUGGCGGCGCUCAGAUUGCACAUCAAACCAAAAAGUUGUACAAAGGCACUCCACCGCCGACCACACCUCCAGCACAGACUGCAGCAGCUCCCCUUAUGUCAAGUGUAAAUCCAUAUCUUGCAGCUGUUGCCGCAGCCAACAUAUUCCAAAACGGUCCAUACCCGUCGGGUGGAUGGAAUGGCAAGAAUGACUUGGUCAUUGAUCCUACCAGUUGCUUGGAGAAAAUGACGGACCUGGUGAAGGGGCCGCGGAAAGAAAAAUCCCCUCGUCAGCAGACUCCAGUGCCACAGGCUCCACCGGCCGCAGCUCCUAUUCCAUCAAAUGAAGGUGUUAUGGCUUCAAAGGGUAGACAUAAUAUCUGGCAAUCGCACUGGCAGAACAAAGGGGUCGCAAGCAGUGUUUUCCGCUGUGUUUGGUGCAAACAAAGCUUCGCAACUCUCGAAGCUCUUACGACCCACAUGAAGGACAGCAAACACUGCGGAGUAAAUGUUCCUCCAUUCAGUAAUCUCCCCAACACCGAACGGCCACCGCAGCAGCCCCAGAUGCAAAACCAUCAGCAAAUGCGAAAACCGUCUUCACAGCAGCCAAUGCAUCAGUCCAAGUCGAAUUAUAGCAACUAUCCUUCGAAUCGAGAUCCAAAUACUCCGUUGCCAAGAAAGCUUGUCCGAGGACAGAAUGUAUGGCUGGGAAAAGGUGUCGAGCAAGCUAUGCAGAUCCUAAAAUGCAUGCGAUGUGGAGAGAGUUUCCGAUCUCUAGGCGAAAUGACCAAACACAUGCAGGAGACUCAGCAUUAUACCAACAUCUUGUCCCAGGAACAAACCAUCUCAAUGAAAUCUUCAGGAUCGAACGUCGGUGGUGACGGGAAAGACGCCAUGAGCUCUGAGGAAAGUAGAACUCUGAGUGCGGUGCUCACGUGCAAGGUGUGUGACAAGGCAUUCUCCUCGCUGGGAGAUCUUAGCAACCACAUGGCCAAGAACAAUCACUACGCUGAACCAUUGAUGCAAUCUAUGGCAGGUGGUGGAGCUGCGGGACGCAAGCGCCAGGUCCAAAAGAAACGAGAGAAGUCUCUGCCUGUUCGAAAACUGCUCGAAAUGAAGGGUGCUGCUGCAGCUCACGCCGAUGCAGUCGAUGCCAUGGAAGCCAAAAUGAAUCGAAACGAAAAGAUGGAAGCAGCGAUGUUUGCCGAACGAAUGAGGCAGUACAUUUGUGGGGUCAAGGCUGAAGCUGCCCCAGAGGAGAUCAAUAAGUCACCAAUCAUGCUGAAAAAAUCCCCAGAACAAGAGAUGAAAAACGGUACAGCUAAACCGGGAUCCUCGUCAGUGCUGAGUGCAAUCGAGCAAAUGUUUACGACAAGCUUUGACACUCCCACUAGACAUAACAACGCUCCGCAGCCAGUGAAUGCAACUAACAAGAAUACAUCCCCAGUUGCAUCGAGCAUUCUCAAGAGGUUAGGCAUUGAUGAAACCGUCGAUUACAACAAACCACUGAUGGACAUCCAAGAUCCCUACUACCAUCAUUAUGCUCGUUACACCAGCAGCGAACGAAGCGCCAGCGAAUGCAGUGCUGAUAACCAUGAAGCUGCUCAGAAGACCAAAGCUCGAUCAGAAACUCCUGAGAAAUUGGAGCCUAAUCUACAAAUAAAGAAAGAAGAACCCGAAGAAAAGGAGAACUCUGAGGAGGAAGAACGAAAUGAAGAGAAGCCUAAAAUUCCAUCUCAGGCUUCCACUCCUAACGGAGAGCUUAACCUGUCGACAACUGAUAGAAACCACGAGGCUAGUCCCAAGGCAGCUGCCAGUCCGGAAAGCAAUAGGUCUGGUACACCAAAAUCUCCAGCUUCCAGCCAUAAGUCGUUCGGUGGUGAUGGUGAGAAGAAAUACCCCAGCGACAGUUUAAAUGCUCUGUCAUCUAUGUUCGAUUCGUUAAGCAGUGUCGGAAGUGCUAGAUCCCAACACCAGCAGCAGCAACAACAACAACAACAGCCAACAAUUGUCAAAUCCGAGGAAUCCUUAUCGGCGGCUUCAAACUCUUUGGCCGCUCUUCGACAAUUCUGCGAUCAAAAAGAGAAAACCGCAUAAAAUUUCGACAAACCAUUCAAACCAUCAAUAACAACGUCGACAUCGCUACGGUCGAUAAGUUUAGCUUUGGAAUCCGGUCGCCAUAUCGGCGACCGCAGUAAUAAAGACUCGUUGCCAGAGUCUACAGAUGCUACGGAACAGGCCAUGAGAAAUCGGUGUAAUGCGGUCGCCGGAUUGGCAGCCGGGCAUCAUCACAAUAUAAAUCAUCGCUAUCGCCUUCGUCAUCGUAAAAGCAUUGCCGCCGAUCAACAGGUGGUGAUGCCACCGUACGACUUAGAACAGCGAAAGCGACCGGGCUGAUUUGGGAGCGGAGGAGGAGAGUUUAAUACAAAAACAUAAACUUCGCCACAUGGGAACAAAUUCAAUGAGGAAUCUUCCUAGACAUUCGCCUGACAUUGAGAUACUAGCAAAUCCUUAGAAUAAAAACAAUUUACCUAUACACUGGAAAACUUUUACAAUACAUCUGAAAAACAAAUAAUUUCUAAAAAAUGCAAAAAUUCAAUUUGAUGAGAAAUAAGAACUGAUAAGAAGACACAACGAGAUGUAAGAUUUUGGAAAAAUAAAUCUCGAGAACGAGUGGAAUAAAAAUGGAUUCUUAAAUAAAGACAACCAACAUACAAAUUCAACUUCGGCUGCUAAAGAAGAUAACAAAACUUUAACACAACCAAUUGGAUGCAGCCUCAGCCCUUGUUAGGGCUCCAAAAGCUUCCAUAAAGAGAUACAAACUGAAAUUUCAAUUAAAACUCUAUAAAACUU
Molecule: messenger RNA, 5139 nt
Organism: Eupeodes corollae
Lineage: Eukaryota; Metazoa; Arthropoda; Insecta; Diptera; Syrphidae
Gene: tsh
Product: protein teashirt
Exons: 3
Coding region: 1639-4383 (914 amino acids)
Biological process (GO): regulation of transcription by RNA polymerase II
Cellular component (GO): nucleus
Molecular function (GO): DNA-binding transcription factor activity, RNA polymerase II-specific; DNA binding
Source: RefSeq, a predicted model, not a curated record